This is a messenger RNA of Xyrichtys novacula (pearly razorfish), 7867 nucleotides long. The record is from the annotation of a GenBank genome assembly. Lineage: Eukaryota; Metazoa; Chordata; Actinopteri; Labriformes; Labridae.
CGAUUAACUGAGAGGUGUUCAAAGGUGUGGGACACUUUCGUCCAGCACUGCGGCGCAGGUGAGUAGAAGUUUUUUAACUUCGCCUUUUAGAUACACAGUACGAAAUUUAAGUCGUUGCUAUAUACUCAGACACGAUUUAUUUGCACAUGAUGUCUGCUUUGAUGCAUUAUUUACUAAAUAACUUGUUUUCUACUUUAUCAAUAAUUAAAAUGAAGUCGAUCCGACUUCACAGCUCCUGUGUUUGGUUACUUCAGGGAGCUACGCUGUUAUAGUUGUCUGUCGGGAGGCGAUAUCAUCUAUUUUCUAGAUAUUUGUCUGACUUUUGGUACAAUGUCAGACGCUAAGCUGUAUUUCACAAUCGUGCGGUUUGUUUAUCUUUGUGUUCCACUGAAAGGUAGAGCUGUCACUGUAUUUUUGAGCAACAUAUGUUCCUGACAUACAUGGUCUCAUGGUGCUUUCUAUCACAGACAUAUAAUUGGACGACUAUAAUUUAGACUGACAGUUUUGUCACCUACAUCUAGUUUAACUAAACCUCUUUUUGUGGUGUGACUGUAGGCUUAGUGGGAGUGAGGUGUGUGACUUAAAAAAUCCUUAACACACACUGUUUACACAGAGCUAAGUCUCUUAUCUAGGAUCCCAGCAUAUCUCUCGUGUCAUAAGGAAGGCUUCAAAGAUUAACAGCAAGAUGCUUAACUGGUCAUUAUCAGCAACUUUUAGGCAUUUGUUUUCUGCAACACUAUUUAUUCUGGACUCACCUUGUUCUCCUGUUAUAUAAAUGUCAUUUUACCUAAAGUCUGUUUACAUGGGAGGCUUCUGUCUGUGAUAAAUCACUGUUUUAUGAAUGCCAGCAAAGAUACCGAGGCAUUUUUUCCCUGUAGUUUCGAUUGUAGAGUGAAAUUUGUUUGCAAUCGUGGUAUUUCUGACAAUGCAAACAACUGCAAAUGUUUGAUUUGCAUCUCGUCUCCUCCGGCUAUCCGCCUUUCCCUUCAGGCACACAGUAACUCACAUGACACCAUCCUGUUUUUUAUCCUCUGCACAUCCUGGUUCACAGGUUUAAAUACUACAAGUUGCAGCAUCACAUUUAUAUAAUUUUUCCUUAUCUGAGUAAACAUUGGGAGUAAUAGAUUAUGCUGCAUGAGGCUACUAAUUUAUGUUUGGCUUACCUGAAGAUAUAGAAAUCUUCACAGCAGCUGUAGAUUGUGUGUACACUCACAACUUAGUUUGUUCUGCACCUCAUGUUUGACAAGGGAGGUCCUGUAAGGCAAGCUUCCCACAAUAUUUUGCAGCACUGGGAGAGAACAUCCAAAGUUGGGUAAGAAAAAUGUAUCUGAUUAUGUAAGCAACUAAAAACUAGAGAAGGAGACCUGUCAUUGGGAUGGAAAUGAAGAGACAGUUUGUUGUUGUUGUUCAUUUUACAUAGGCUUUUUUAAGGAAUUUGUUUCUGUAUGAAGUGUUGCAAAAUAGUAAAACAACUCUCUUUAAAACUUUCUAUCCAUGGCGGUGAUGUGUUUUAUGUAAUAUAUAAUAUAACAAAAAAAAGCAUACAUUUCUGCAUUUUAAAGGUGUGACAAGAGUGUGGCUGACAUUUUCUGGAUUUUUCAUGAACAGUUGAUAAAAAUUCUGUUAUUUUUGGAUCACAGAUUAUUGUUUCUUCCUAUAUUUGCCAGAAAGAGUGAGAAACUGCCCACUAUGCUCUAAUUCUAGCUUCUCAAAGGAGCAGAUUUUCUUUUCAUUGCCAUGUAUCCAUGCACAUAAACUGAAUAGACUUUGCACUAUUGGCCAAAUCAAACAAGGAUAUUUUGCUGCAGUUUGAAAAUUUGCCAUACCACUCCAGCUCGAUUCUCUCAGAAAGUGAAGUGAACUAUACAACAGCUGUCUGUCUUUGCAGUGAUGUCUCACUGGCUGAAUGAUGGAGAAGUGCUGGUGGCUGAGGGUAGUGGUGAGACAGUACCUGUGAGCCCCAGAACUCGGGGUUUACCCCCUGGGAGCCCCUUGCCAGGGCGGGGACGUAGUCCACUGUCUUCAUCCAGCACCAGAGAGGCAGCUCUAGGAAGCCCGCAGGCUGAGACCAUGGGCAAGGCCAAGGAGCUGUUUGUCCUGUGUGACAAAGAGGGGAAAGGGUUCAUCACAAAGCGAGAUAUGCAGGUGAGUAGAGAGUAUGGCAGAAAAACAAAACGAAAGCUAGCUGCAGAGUCUGAAAGUUUCCAUCCUGUUCUGGCCAGAGACUACAAGGAGAGCUGCCUCUGUCACCUGAACAGCUGGAGACAGUGUUUGAGAGUUUGGACAGACAGAGCAAUGGCUUUCUCACUCCGAUUGAGUUCAACACAGGGCUUGGUGAGUGAAGUCUUUGAGACCUUUUAUUCCCUGUGAUGUCUCUGAUUACAGCUACUGUUCAUUCAGAAAUACCGUCUUCUCUCACUCACACUAUGAUUCAGGUGAGUUGGUGGGGCUGGAAGACACAGCAGAGUUGGAUCAAGAAGAAGAAGAACUGGACACAGACCGGGUGGACUUGUCCCAGGACCCUGCUGCAGUUAGAUUUGCAAACAUACUGAUGGAGCUUGGUGCUGACAGACUUCUCAGAGAGUAAGAAUACAGUCUCUCCUUCACUGAGAAGUUCUAACCAACUGCAAGUCAAAUGCUUAUCUUUAAAAACAACAGAACAACUCAGUAUCCAUGUAGCAUACACAUGCAGCACAAAUUGCUCAGGUAAUAUGCUAUAUUUGGGGAUUUUUGCUUGUUGAUUUGAAAGAAAAUGGGGUGGUGGAGCAAGUUUAGUGAGUUUUGAAUUAUUGAAUACAGAAUAGGAAAAAAAACAGUGAAUACACACCACAUGAUGCAAUUAUUUCACAUGACAAAGCUUUCAAAGACAAAGUGGGAAAAAAUCCAAAGUCUACAUUCAGUAUUCUCUGCUACCAAAAUAGGACAAUCAACUAUGACUUUACUAUGCUAUUUUUGAGGACACAGAGCACAUCUUUAAGAUGUUAUGUAUAUUUCAAAGUCUGCAGCAGAUAUUUUUGAUCCAGCACCUCUCUUCAAUGAAAUGUUCCCAGUCUCUUCUAAAGUCAUUUGUUGUGCUGUGUGUUUUUUGUCAGUCAGCAGGACCUUUGCUCUCUGUGGUGUAACCUCCAGAGAGACAGACCAGAUCUGCUGAGUGUCCUGGAAAAUGUCCUGAUCCAUGCUGUGACCCAUUUGCAGGACUCCAUCAAGGAGAGGGACAGUCUUGAACAAGCUCUGCGCAGGUUUCUCACAUUAUUCUUCAACCAGAACACAUUACAUAAUGCGACAAACAGAUCAAAAAUUGAGUAUUAGGAUUGUAUUGACUUCGAUUUCUCUUCAUCUUAGGCGAGAGGCUGAACAUGAUAGGGUUGUUCGCUCAAUCUAUGAAGAAAUGGAAACUCAAAUCCGAGAGGAGAGAGAGAAGCGGCUGGCUCAGGUAUAGAUGUGUGUUAUUAAGCCCAACCCUUGUUUGAUUAACAAAAGUAAAUGUCAGAACAGUGUUUAAUAUGAUUUAUUGUGACAUCCAGGACAGUAUUAAACACAAACAGAGAGGUCAGCAACUUGAAGAGGAGCUGAAGAUGAAAGAGCAAGAGGUGGAGAAUAUUCUCAACAAACAAAAGGAGGUGGGGAUUUAAAUGACAUUUAUAUAAUCUCUUAAGAUUUUACUCAAAGAGUGAAUCAGCAUAAUCUGUCCUUCUCUUCAGCUUGAGACCAGAAUCCGGCAGCUUAGCUGUGAACAGGAAAACAUCAGGCAUCAGAAUCAGCAGCUUCGGAGCCGCAAUGUCCAGCUUCAGGAGCAGGUGGAGGGCAGCAGAGAGCAGCUGCAGAAAGCUCUCGGUCAGCUCAGUCUGCUGCAGCUGAAUGAGGCAGAGGAACAAGUAGCCAGACAGAGGUGAGAAACACAAGAAGUGUCUGAGUAUAAGAUUAGAAGUAUACACCAUGGAUACACUGUCUCCCUUUAAAGUCUGGUGACACUGUUAUUGUAAAUUUCCUCACAAAGCCAUUCACUCCAUCGUGAAAAAAGAAAAACACAUCCCAUCUAAUGAUUUGACAGAGUGAUGCUAGAAGAAGAACCAGUCGUCUCAAUACACUUGUUCUUUACCGUUCUGCUUUUCUUCACUGUAGAAGUGUGAUUAAGGUGUCAAAGAACAUGCAGAAAGAGAAGGACAGCCUCAUGAGACAACUGGAGCUGUUGAGGUCAGUCACAGCAGCUGCUGUCAACUCAUUUAAAAGGCAUGUUGAUGUUGUUAUAACAUGACUCAAAAACACCUUUGCGAUCGUUCCGUAUGUGUGUUUCAGGGAUAUGAACAAAAGGCUGCGUGAUGAGAAAGAUGCCCAGCACACUCAGAAGAGGGUUAGUCACAGACACACUGUCCUCCCUCCUGUUCCGUUAACUUAUUACCUCAGUGAAGACCUUUGCUCUCCAUGGAUGCAGCAGAUUUAUCCUACCUAAGCUAACUCCUGGAGUAACUUCAUGCUUUUUUCCAUCCUCUGGACAAUGAUUGUUUACAUGGGCAACUGUUACACUUUGGUGAUUGGUUGAGCUUGUGUUAAUGUCAGCAACACUGUGUGUGAUUUUUCAAUGUCAGCAAGUUUUUUUUUCACUCGUAGAAGGAAUGAAAAAAGACAUUUAGUCUGUCCUGUGCUCACCUGUGGAGAAAAUCUGAAAUAUUCUUUCUAAUUCUGUACACGUGAAUAUUUACGUAAAGAGCUACAGUGGGUCAGUUUUAACCAGACGAAUAAAAUCCUCUAAAAAUUCUCUAAGAGUGACGGUCUCUGGGAAUCUUUCUCUUUUAAAACAAAUAGUUACAUUUGUUGCCAAAACUUGUCAAAUUUUUUAAGGGCAUUUGAAUGACUGAAAAUAUCUCCCUCUGAAGUUUCUGAGUGAAGCAUCCGUUACAAUCCUGUAAUGAACCUUGUUUACUGUUACAAAAUGUUGACGUUUUGGUUAUGUUUUGUCAUGUUGUCCUGCCACAUGUAUCGUAAUCCAAUAAGUGCAAUGCUGAUUACUGAUUAUAAUGUCAACUGCAAUGAUGACAAUUGAAUAAAUGUCACUUUUACCUGCAAAUUUGGCUUUUUAAAUUGAUAUCCUGCAUGUUUCCAUGUGAAUCAACCAAUCAUUUCAGAGAGAAUUCAGUUGUAAUUUAACACCGCUCCUUGAUACAAUUUUUUUAAACAAAUCUUUUUCUCUAAUUUCUUCCAAAUAAAACUUUCAGAGCUCAAGCGUAAGAAAGCCUUUACAGAAGAAAGGCUCAAUAAUAGGUGACUACUUACUGCAAGAAAAGCCAUUGAAGAGGUUUGUAUGACCAACGUCCUCUGUCAUCAUCUUUGCAGCAGUGCAAGGUUUAACACCAGAGGAAGCAACUAAUUUUGUGUAUCCAUUAAUCUUAAAGACAGCUGAGCUCAUCCGAUGAGUUGGAGCAGGACAAAGACAAAGAGAUGACAAAUUCAUCAAAGAGACACCAGCCGUCAUGUAGAGUCAGGGAUGAAAAUGUUGAAGAGAUGCAAAUUCAGGUAGGGAACAAGCAAAUCUUACAAACACAUCUUAAAAAUCUCAUAUCUAUUUACUGUAAUAACCACGUAAGAGCCACCCCAACAUAUUUGUAAUCCUGAACAUUAUACGAUCAGGCUUUUAUAGGCCUCACGGCGAUGAUGGACAGCAGUUCUGAAAAAUGUGCAUGCUCUGCAAAGUAAAGAUAAAAACCCUGAAUCACAUUGUUACGUUUGGUUCCUAUACCUUGAUUUUAGAGUGAAAUUAUCAGUCCUCAGCGAAUGUUCAAACUGGUAUUCCUGGGGAACUCAGGGGUGGGUAAGACCUCAUUCAUUCAGCAGUACUGCUCAGGACACUUCCAGAGUGAGAUGAGGUCCACUGUUGGUAAGCUUUCCAUUUAUUACCAUGGAUUUAAGGAUAAAACUGCUCCUCUGUGCAAUUUAAAGACUGAAAACAUGGGUUACUCUUGUCUCUAGGUAUAGAUUUCCAAAUGAAGACUCUGACUUUGAGCUCUGCCACCAUCACUCUGCAGCUCUGGGACACAGCAGGACAAGAGAGGUCAGACAUGAUACAGCUUAUUCCAAAAAUAAAGAAGCCUCUGCUGUGGCAUAAUGUGCAAGAAAACACGACCCCUGUAACUUGUCAGUGUUGAAAAGGUCAUAAAGUGUCUAUAGACAGAAAUAAUUUCUUUCCUUAGCAUAUUAGGGCUGUUGUUUGUGAGUUUGACUCGUUAGAAUGAGAUUCAUUUGCACAGAGAGGAGGUUGUUUUGCACUUAAGGAAAGUAAAAUGGACAAUCGAUGUACAGUAGAUGUGCUGACAGCAUGGAGCACCAAGGCAGAACAGUUUUAGUUUGUAGUGUAUUUUAGCCAGUUUCCCUGAAAGCCAACACAGUCCUGUCGGGAAAGUGGGCCAUUAUUACACAGCGGAGUAUUUGCUCUGGUAUCACAUGUUGAAGCGAUUAAAUCUGAAUCCGGGUUUGGUGUGUUUGAAAUAAUAUUUGGUUUGCAGCUUAUUUUUUUCUUUAUUUUUUUCUCUCCCAGCAGCCUGAGAGCACCAACAUAUGUAGGUUUUCGUUUCUUUGUUUAGUUCACAGAUUAAAAAUACUGUUUUAAAAUGUUAGAAAUCACCAAUGAGGAUGUUUGGAUUAUUUAGGGUGGUUUAAGUUCAUAUUUAUUCGCUAAAUAAAUGUGUGUUCAGGUUUCGCAGCAUCACCGAGCAGUACUACAGAAAGGCUGACGGCGUUCUCGCCAUGUAUGACAUCACUCAGCCCGCCUCCUUUACCGCUGUCAGAGGAUGGAUAGAUUCUGUGAAGGUGAGCUCCUCAGGUGGUUGGAAAAAAAAUGCAAAACAGCUUGUCUCAAUUUGAAUACAAAUGCAGGUUACUUAACAGAGCGCCAGGACUGAGCAGAGAUGAAUCCUAUCUCUAGGAUAAAUCUCAACUCUAUCUUUUUUUUAGAUUUUUGUACUCAUCAUUUAUAUGUUUUGUUUGCUUAAAGGGGUGUGUAUUCUACUCUGUUUUGUGUCUGUCUCAGGAGAGGAUGUGUGAUGGUGCCACACUGAUGCUGCUUGCCAACAAGCUGGACCUGACAGAAACCAGAAAAGUGUCGACAGAGGAGGGGCAGAGUCUAGCAGAGGUAAAUACUCACCACAAAUUUGGAUAUUCAAACUAUUAUCUGCAGUGAUUUACUCAUAAUGUAUAUACCAAACAAAUAAAUAAACAACACUUCUUGAAUUAAACAGAAUAAAUCACAUAUUUUGUUCUUUUUGCUCCAUACAGCAUCAUCAAGCUCUGUUUUACGAGUGUAGUGCCAAAACUGGAUGUUACAUUGAAGAGUUGAUGACUUCUCUGGCUGGGUGGGUGAGAUGUGGCUUAGAUACUCAAUAUCUUGUCCACGGAUUGUCUUAGCACUAUUUAUUUUAUCUCAUCCUCUUCAAAUAGUUUCAGCAAAGCUGCAGGAUCAGUUAUGAAAACUUCAAACCUUUUCUGCUUCUCUUUUUUCUACUUUUUGCUGCAUAUUGACCUGUGAUCACGUCCUUGCUCUAGGAUAUUGAUUCUCAAGCAAGAUCAACAGUGUGAGGAUGGACUUUUACUGACGGAGGAAACUGUUCAAAAAAGCUGUUGCACAUAAACAAAAGAAGAAAAGAAGCUCCCAGGUGUCGGCACUAUGGGUUGUGGGUUAUGCGUCCUUGUUGAAACAGCUGGACAGAGUUCUGGGAAAUAUUAAACACAAUGGCUCAAGGUUUCUGCCAAAGUCCUGACUUGAAUCCUUCUGGUUCACAAAAAGUGGACAAGUUUACAAGGUUACUAGGCAGCUUCUGUGCUUUUCUGAUGUCAUUAUUUCUCUUUGUAUUGCAAUAAAAUAUAUUUUAGGACCUUU